Bombus pyrosoma is the source of this 1017-nucleotide messenger RNA. RefSeq lists its product as uncharacterized. The transcript has 3 exons. NCBI's taxonomy places the organism in Eukaryota, Metazoa, Arthropoda, Insecta, Hymenoptera, Apidae. The record is from RefSeq and is a predicted model, not a curated record. The coding region runs from base 160 to 516 and encodes 118 amino acids.
CGAAGACCUGCUUCAGAAUAAAUUCAUCGUUAAGCGUGUAGUAUCGUAACAUUUCGUGUCAAGUGGACCAGGACAUAGGCUCACGGGGAAGAGGAUCUCGCGAAUGUGCGAGCCUAUCGAGUUUUCCGGCUCUUCGAUCGACCAAAUUACGCCGGCACGAUGGCGGAGAAAGAAAAUGGGUUCAAAGCGUACGUGAGCUCAGCGAAAGCCGUGAAAUCGAUAUUCUACAGUCUCAGGAGGAUUCUUCAGUAUCUGGGUUUAUCACGGUUCAGGGAAAAAGAAUGCGGAAUUCCGGUCGAAAAAAUCGUGCAGGGAUCAGCAAUUAAGGAAAUGAGGAAAGAGAAAUGGAACAGGGAAUGUAGCGCGAAGGGAUGGAAAAAUAUGAGGGAGCAGCGUAUCUUGGACGGAACCGUUCAUUCACGACCAAGGAAACGAACCUAUUUUCCUAACUGCUAUAAAGAGAUCGAUUUAUUCUCGCGUGGCAGAUUUUCUUACGGAACUGGAUCCACUGAUUAAAAUGGAAGAACCUAAAUGGCACGGCGAAAGAAGCCUAAUAUACAAGUUGAUCGAAAGUGAAGAUUCAUGAUGAUUCACGAAGCGAAAAUUAUUGGUUUUCGUUAUCUUUGUCCGUGCAAAUCACUGAUCAGACGGAUUUCUGUGUACGAGAUGAAGGUAAAUUUGUUUUCAAUGAUAAGGUACCUCUUUCAUCUUGUCCAAAUCAUCCUCGAUUUAUAUAACAAAAGCUUACAAGUUUAUAAAAAGCAUACGAACAUUUGUUGUCUUUGAGAGUAAAAGACUUUGACAUAGAAGAGGAAUAAUUUCCUAUUGGCAUAGGUAGUCGCUUACAAAAUUGUUCGUACACUGUAUAGAAGUGAAAUUUUAUUGAAAUAAAAUGCUACAACAUUCUACUGCAAAAUUAACGUGUUGUAAUGUACCAAAUGAACUGAGGACUUCAUUAUCGUCAUACGCGUCGAAACAUAAAAUACGUAUCGUUAUGGAAAUUUACAUUUUUUGUUU